AUGCCUGCACAGUGGAAGUCUCUUCUGCUACUCCUACUGCAGAUUACUUGCUACUUCAGAUCUGCGAAUUGUGGGAGGGUGUUGGUAUGGCCAAUGGAAUACAGUCACUGGCUGAAUCUAAAGAUAAUACUGGAUGAGCUUACAGAGAGAGGACAUGAAGUAACUGUUCUGAGACCUUCAGCCUCCAUCUUUCUUGAUCCCGAAAAGUCACCUAACCUAAAGUUUGAGAGUUUUCCUUCAACUCUCAGUAAAGAUGAUCUGGAUAAGUCUUUCCUAAGGCUUGUGAAUGUAUGGAUUUAUGAGUUACCAAGUGAUAUAUGUUUAUCAUACUCGCCUUUGUUAGAAAAUUUGUUUCAGGAUAUUUCUGACAGUUAUCUAAGUCUUUGUAAAGACACAGUUUCAAACAAACAGCUGAUGACAAAACUACAGAAAUCCAAGUUUGAUGUCAUUGUCUCGGAUGCUGUUGCUCCCUGUGGAGAGCUGAUAGCUGAACUGCUCCACAUUCCUUUUCUGUACAGCCUUCGCUUUUCUCCUGGCUACAAAGUGGAAAAGAGCAGUGGAGGAUUUAUAUUCCCUCCCUCUUAUGUACCUAUAAUUUUGUCAGGAUUAGGAGGUCAAAUGACAUUCAUGGAGAGGGUAAGAAAUAUGAUAUGUAUGCUUUAUUUUGACUUUUGGUUCCAGCCAUUUAAUGAGAAGAAAUGGGAUCAGUUUUACAGUGAAACUUUGGGAAGGCACACGACCUUAGCUGAGACAUCAGGCAAAGCAGAAAUGUGGCUCAUUCGUUCCUACUGGGAUUUGGAUUUUCCUCGCCCAACCUUACCAAAUGUUGACUUUGUAGGAGGACUCCACUGCAAACCUGCUAAACCCUUGCCUAAGGAAAUGGAAGACUUUGUCCAGAGUUCUGGAGAGCAUGGUGUUGUGGUGUUUUCUCUGGGGUCAAUGGUUAGCAACAUGACAGAAGCAAAGGCCAACACAAUUGCAUGGGCCCUUGCCCAGAUUCCACAAAAGGUUCUUUGGAGAUUUGAUGGCAAAACACCAGACACCUUAGGAUCCAAUACCAGAGUCUACAAAUGGCUCCCCCAGAAUGACAUUCUAGGUCAUCCAAAAACCAAAGCCUUUGUAACUCAUGGUGGAGCUAAUGGUGUCUAUGAGGCAAUUCAUUUUGGAAUCCCUAUGAUUGGCAUUCCUUUGUUUGGAGAACAACAUGAUAACAUUGCCUACAUGGUGGCCAAAGGAGCAGCUGUUGCAUUAAAUUUCAGAACAAUGACACGGUUAGAUUUGCUCAAUGCACUGGAAGCAGUUAUAGAUAAUCCUUUCUAUAAAGAGAAUGCAAUGUGGUUAUCAACCAUUCACAAUGACCAGCCCAUGAAGCCUCUGGACAGAGCCGUCUUCUGGAUUGAGUUUGUCAUGCGCCACAAAGGGGCCAAGCAUCUGAGGCCUCUUGCAUACAACCUCACCGGGUACCAGUACUACUCUCUGGAUGUGAUUGGAUUCCUAGUGGCUUGUGUAGCAGUCAUAGCUUUCCUUGUCAUAAAAUCCUGCUUAUUCAUUUAUCAAAAGUUUGUAAAGAUGGGAAAGAAAAUGAAGAAUGACUAGAGCUCAUUGAGAAUGUACUACUUAAAUUUUAGCAUCAUUCUAAUUUACAAACCGUCUAUUCUAUGAUCUUAUAUAUAUGCAAAUUCUCUGCCUGAUAAUUUACUCAACUGAGCUGAAAAUUUAACACCAGUUCCAUUAUUUCAGAUAUGCUUCUCCAUCCCUCUGAUUCUCUCCCUCCUACUCCCCUUCCUCUCUCUCCCUCUGCCCAUGUCCACUCCCUCCAUCUCCACCUUCUCUCACUCUCUUUUGUUGCAGAAACCUGUAAAUCACAAAGUACAAACUUGAUUUCCUUUCUUUUGAUGCUUAUAGGUGCAUUAUUGAAUAUUUAGUACUCAUGAAGAAUAUCUUGACAAUCUGUAUUCCCUGAAAGGUAAAUUUAAGCUAGAUAUAUGGAAGGCUGAUUGUGUUCCCAUUCUACUAUUAGAUACUGAUCCACUUAUUUGCUUGAUGUUUUAUGAUUCAUUUUCCAACUUCUUGACCUAUGCAACAACUGGUUUACUUUUUUGAUAUAAGGUUAUGUAAAUGUAAGUUUUGUGAUUUCUGUGAGUGGGCAAUUUAAAACCUAUAUUCUGACAUUAUUGUCAGAAUACUCAGACGACUCAAUUCUGAUUAACCAUGUUGGAACCUUUUCCAAAGAAGUUGUAAACAAAUAAAAUUGUG
Molecule: messenger RNA, 2256 nt
Organism: Mesocricetus auratus (golden hamster)
Lineage: Eukaryota; Metazoa; Chordata; Mammalia; Rodentia; Cricetidae
Product: UDP-glucuronosyltransferase 2B17-like
Exons: 6
Coding region: 1-1596 (531 amino acids)
Molecular function (GO): UDP-glycosyltransferase activity
Source: RefSeq, a predicted model, not a curated record